Messenger RNA from Metarhizium acridum CQMa 102, 492 nucleotides. RefSeq lists its product as uncharacterized. Lineage: Eukaryota; Fungi; Ascomycota; Sordariomycetes; Hypocreales; Clavicipitaceae. The record is from RefSeq and is a predicted model, not a curated record.
AUGGACACACCUCAGCCUUCCGAGCACCAGUGGCGAUGUCAACCACCGGGCACAAGAACUGUGACGUUCGACUGCAAAGACGCCCCAGCCAGGGCCAAGGCCGAAGACCGAAUGCGAAAGCAAAACUAUGUAGAUUGUACUAAGGGAAAACGUGGUAGUGAAGUGUGCGACAGUUACGAGAAGAAUCCCCCGUCUGAACUAAUGAAGAGCAUCUAUCCCCCCGACGAGGAGGAAGGAAAAGAUGAUAAGGGUCCUACGAAUCCCCUGUUUUGCCAUUUCUAUUGUUGCAUAUAUGGAGGUAAUGACGAGGAGAAAGAGGAUGGCGGGGGUGCUGAGGAUUGCGAGCGUAUCGAUUAUCGGAAGUAUGUUAAGGGUUACUGGAAUGCCACGCAUGUCGAGCACGAAAAGGACAAUAAGGGUGAUAAGGACCACAAGGACCAUAAGGGUAAUGAUGACGACGAUGAGGAUGAUGAUGGGAUUGAAUUGGCCUAA